CCUCAUACAGAUCUACAGGGACAUCGAGCACCAGAAAAUAGAGAUUCCAUUUAUUUUAAAACACCAGGGGUACCAUGGUUCGAACAUUGAACAAUAUGGCGGAGCUGAGAGCUUCUAGGUUUGGUCGUCCCUCACCCAGGCACGGACUCAAGCUCCUUUUCUGGUUCGCCAAUGAUUACAUUGUCUUCGACGAUGACAACCAGAUGGUUGCAAAUUACGACCCCGAAGAGGGAGACUUUGGUUUCCAUGAUUUCCAGAACAGACGUCAGUGUGAAAACGACGUCUGCAAGAGGCUGCUUCCUGAUGAUGGCUACACAUUCUAUGAGGUGGGCAACCUCCACCUUAUAGCAUCUGAUUCCAUGCCUGAGUAUGUCAGGAAGUACAACACUGGUCACAUAGAUACCAGCAACAUGGACCGCCUCAUCAUCAGUAUGCGUCCAGACAGGACAGUGGAUAAGGUCUAUGUGACCCAGCACGAGGACCUGAGGAACUUCGCCCCACUCAACACCUAUCGCAUCAGCAGGGGGUUGCUCAUGAUCAUAUGUGGCCAUCCAUCCGCAAACAUGUCACUGAGUAACUUCCUGGAACAGGCAUGCUAUUCCACCCACGAGCCAAUAUCAAUUAUGUAUCAGGGCAUCGCCCCCAGGGAGUCUGUAGAUACCAGGAUUAAUAUGGAAGUUGAAUCCAGAGUUCCACCCAGAGCUGCACCAGGCUUCUGGGAAAGUGGUACCAUGGUUCAGAUUCAAACAUUGAACAAUAUGGCGGAGCUGAGAACUUCUAGGUUUGGUUGUCCCUCACCCAGGCACGGACUCAAGCUCCUUUUCUGGUUCGCCAAAGAUUACAUCGUCAUCAAAAAUGACAACCAGAUGGUUGCAAAUUACGACCCCAAAGAGGGAGGCUUUGGUUUCCGUCUCUUCGAGAACAGACUUCAGUGUGACAACAACAUCUGCAAGAAGCUGCUUCCUGAUGAUGGCUACACAUUCUAUGAGGUGGGCAACCUCCACCCCCCAGCAUCUAAAUCCAUGCCUAAUUAUGUCAGUGAGGACUACACUCAUCACAUAGAUACCAGCAACAUGGACCGCCUCAUCAUCAGUAUGCGUCCAGACAGGAUAGUGGAUAAGGUCUAUGUGACCCAGCACGAGGACCUGAGGAACUUCGCCCCACUCAACACAUAUUGCAUCAGCAGGGAGUUGCUCAUGAUCAUAUGUGGCCAUACAUUGAGUAACUUCCUGGAACAGGCGGGCUAUUCCACCCAUGAGCAAAAUGUAAUUAUGUAUCAGGGCAUCGCCCCCAGGGAGUCUGGGGAUACCAGGAUUGAUAUGGAAGGUGGAUCCAGAGCUCCACCCGGAGCUCCACCCAGAGCUGCACCAGGCUUCUGGGAAAGUAUUGCAAUGUUCCACAUUUAA
Molecule: messenger RNA, 1406 nt
Organism: Salvelinus namaycush (lake trout)
Lineage: Eukaryota; Metazoa; Chordata; Actinopteri; Salmoniformes; Salmonidae
Exons: 4
Coding region: 75-1406 (443 amino acids)
Source: RefSeq, a predicted model, not a curated record